GGAGGAGGUGGGGAAGGGGGGAAGGUCAGCUCAUGAUGGAACUUCUGGUGCUGCUCAAUGCCCUGGUUACUCGGCUGCUUUUUGUCUUGCACUCCUUGCUUGGGGUCUGGAGAGUGACCAAAGUGAAGAAGGAGCCCAGAUAUUGGCUGCUGGCAUUGCUGAAUCUCCUCCUCUGCUUGGAAACAGCACUCACCCUCAAGUUUAAGCAAGGCAGAGGCUACAAAUGGUUUUCCCCAGCAAUAUUCAUCUAUCUGAUUAGCAUAGUACCUUCAUUGUGGCUUCUGGAGCUUCACCCUGAGAUUCAGCGUUGCCCUAAUGAAUUGGAACAGCUUGUGCAGAAUAUCAGCACAAAAGAUGAACACAAUUAUAGAAGUGAGGCCACGGACAGUCACAUAAUAAAGAAGGCCCGAGAUCUUGUCAUCACACUCUCCACUGUGUGUGAGCCAGUUUGGACGCUUGGUCUCCAUCAGACCUUUCUACUGCUCCUCAUCAUUGGGAGAUGGCUACUUCCCAUUGGUGGUGAAAUCACCCGGGACCAGUUGUCGCAGCUACUUCUUAUGUUUGUGGGUACUGCAGCAGACAUACUUGAAUUCACUAGUGAGACCCUGGAAAUAGAGAAUGUAAGGCACAACAAUGCUCUCGUGUACACAAUUCUAGCAGUAUGGGCUUGGAGCAUGCUGCAGUUCCCCCUGGAUCUUGCAGUGCAACAUGUUGGCUGUGGUCCAUCAGUCUCAUCCAAGAGGGUCUUCAGUUUCUAUCUUUGCAGACACAGUGCAGACCUAUGGAACAUUGGCAUCAGCUUGUUCAUACAAGAUGGCCCUUUUCUUGUGGUGCGCUUGAUACUGAUGGGCUAUUUUAAAGUCAUUAACCAGAUGCUGGUGUUUUUCACAGCUAAGAAUAUCUUAAUUGUGAUGUUACAACUGUACCGUUUAAUAGUGUUAUCAUUAGACUUCCAAGCCUCUCUGCGGUAUCAGUCAAACAGCCGGAAAGGAGGAGUUGGCUGCUGCCCAUGUGAGCCCAACAAUAUCAGCCUUCCGCCCAACAACUGUGAUAACGAUGAAAGGGAGUGUGCUACAGUUACUCUGGAGGAUUCCUCAUCAGUCACUAUUGAAGGCCUGUGAACUCAGAUCUCUGAUUCACUAUGAUCAGUUGUUUCCUUCCUUGGUUGGCAUAAAAGGACUGGCAUUGUCAGAGGCAGUCCACACACUUCUGACACAUUUCCAGUCCACUGCAAGAUGAAUGUUUGAUUCUAACAACCAAGAAGAGAUGUUGGAGCAGCAAAUCUGCCUGAAUGAAAAUGUUGCAAUCCUACUGAUUUAGGUAGGCUGGCAUUAAAUCCAUAGUGUUUAUACCUAAUGGGAUUCAAAUAGAAGUAGUUUUUUUAGAAGUUAAAAAGAUGUGAUGUAUUAGAGUACCUAGUUAUUGACUCCAGAGGCACUGUGCUAGCAGAACAUUCACCUGAAAUUCAGGUAUAUAGCUAUAGGAUGGCGGAGGACCUAUUUACCUCUCUGGAGAAUUGCUUCAACUGUGACAACGGCAUGGAAGUGCUUAUGAAUGAAAUAAUACAUUCCUUCUGCCAAUCUGGCAUGGAAAUGUUAUACAUUCAAUGAAUGCAAGAACAACUGGUUUACCAUUAUGCCUCUCUUGGCUGGACUGAAAAUAAUGCUUUGAGAUAUAGUCAAACAUGACAUUUCUCCCCCAAAUCUUGCUCAGUACUUCAUCAGCAUCAUGUUUGGUUUAACCUCAUCACAAUUCCAUUUCUUGCAGGAUUUUAUGGCAGACUUUUUAUACAAAGGCACUUGUCCUUUCAACAAUAUUAUCAGAUAAGUUUAAGAGACUGCCAAUUUGUGAUAGGCUUCUCCUUUAGCAAUAUGGUUUCCAUUGCUCGGCAAUCAGUAUGAGUCAAUGAUUCUUGAUGGAUAUCUGCAUGAAAACUGAGGAUAGGAGCUCCACACCUUGAAGCUAUCAAGUGCAUAUCAGCUUCUUUAUACUGUGUGAAUUGUACCCAGGAUCUGGUCAAUAAAUGAAAAGGCCAAAGUUGUUUCCACAUAUUCUGAGACUUGUAUUAGCAAAUACAUUAUAUGAAUGAAUGAAAAAACAAUAUUCAGUUCUGUAAUCAAUGUUGUAAAGAUUGCAUGCUUGCAAUAUCUUUUUUUUAAAAAACUGAUU
Rhineura floridana is the source of this 2169-nucleotide messenger RNA. RefSeq names its product transmembrane protein 26 (gene TMEM26). The transcript is spliced from 6 exons. Bases 33 to 1121 code for a protein of 362 amino acids. Lineage: Eukaryota; Metazoa; Chordata; Lepidosauria; Squamata; Rhineuridae. The record is from RefSeq and is a predicted model, not a curated record.